UACAGAAGUUAUUGACCCAGCACCUAAAAAUUAAAUGGAAGUCCAUUCACGGCAAACCCCUGUUUUCAGAGCUGCCUUUUCUUUUGUCUGUCGUAUGUUGUGUGUGUUGGUUAUAAAAAUUUAAGAAACCUCCCGCCGUCUCACAUCUACCAUCUCAUCUCAUAGAUUCCUUCUCCAUCCCCAGUGAAUACACACGCUCUAGACCCAUUAAUACUUUCCCAGGAAAAAAAUCCCAUCUUUUCCUCUGCCUUUUCUUUCUGGUUUCGAUGGGAAAGUAUGGAUUGAUUGAUCUAGAGAAGCACUUUGCAUUCUAUGGUGCAUACCAUAGUAACUCAAUAAACAUAUUGAUUCAUAUGAUAUUUGUUUGGCCAAUCUUUUUCACCGCUUGUUUGAUUCUUUAUUUCACACCUCCUCUGUUUAGUCUCCCUCAGGUCCAGUUAUCUCUGUUUGGUUAUGGUGUUGUUCUCUUUUUUAACGUUGGGUUCUUUCUUGUUUUGAUCUAUGCUUUGUUUUAUAUCUGUUUGGACCCAAAAGCUGGUUCCUUGGCUGCUUUGCUUUGUGCUUUUUGUUGGGUGGCUAGUUCUUUGGUGGCUGGUUGGCUCGGGUUCUCUCUUGCUUGGAAGGUUGUUCUGGUGGCUCAAAUAGUUUGUUGGACUGGACAGUUCAUCGGGCAUGGGGUCUUUGAGAAACGAGCCCCUGCACUUUUGGAUAACCUCAUUCAAGCCUUUAUAAUGGCUCCCUUCUUUGUGCUGCUGGAGGCUCUUCAAACCUCUUUCGGUUAUGAACCGUACCCAGGGUUCCAUGCUAGUGUUCAAGCAAAGAUUGAUGCUGAAAUAAAAGAGUGGCGAGAGAAGAAGCUUAAGUUGCUUAGUUAAACUGGAGCCUUUUCAAUAAACAUGAUUGAUCAGUUUAUAUCCCCUUGCCACCAAACAAAUCAUGCCACAUCUUCUAAACAAUAUCACUGAUCAACACAAUGUACCUAGAACUUUAUUGUGAGUUGAGUGUGAUUAUAUUUUAUUCCCUGUACUUAUUUUCUGUUGAUAAAGCUUCGAAAUAGUAUUGGAUACGAAA
Messenger RNA from Populus nigra (black poplar), 1071 nucleotides. RefSeq names its product 2-hydroxy-palmitic acid dioxygenase mpo1-like. The coding region runs from base 267 to 875 and encodes 202 amino acids. The transcript is spliced from 4 exons. Gene Ontology annotation, biological process: sphingoid catabolic process. Gene Ontology annotation, cellular component: endoplasmic reticulum. NCBI's taxonomy places the organism in Eukaryota, Viridiplantae, Streptophyta, Magnoliopsida, Malpighiales, Salicaceae. The record is from RefSeq and is a predicted model, not a curated record.